UUCCCCUAUGGCCGACGAUCGUGUUUGGAAAGCGAGAACGAAUAUAUUUACAACAAAGAGUGCGAGAUAUUGGCUUCGUUUAACAGUCAAGUAAGAUAUAUACAAUUUACAAUGAACUAUUGUCAAUGCGCUAACCAUUAUUGUCUUUGAAGAACUAGGGCAUCUGAGGAAAUCGUAGAGAGCAGGGAGGCACCCAGCGAUCGACACCGACAAGCAAGCGCUCGGCGUGAAGAGUCGACCCAUGUUCUGCAAUCACCUCAAGCCCGCCUGGAUGUGUCAGCAAGCGAGUCGUUGACCAAGUAAAGCCGGGACCAACAGAUCGACAUGGCGGAUUUCUACGACCCAGCAUGCCCAACAGAUGACCCAUUUGAGGAGGACGCUGAACCAGCUGGGAGCCCCACCAAGCUGCUGAGCAUCUCACUACCUCGAAUCCAGCCUCCCUCAGCACCAGGAGAAUCUGCUGAACACAAAAGUCAUCUACCUCCAACCCGGCAGCAGACGACAGCAGAUGUAUAUCAUGCUCCUCAACCGCUAGGACAAACGUCAGAAGAAUGCCAUAGUAGUAACAUGCUUCUUGAUCUACCACUGCCAAGCACACUGAACAUUAACCUGGAUGAUGUACCUCUUCCACCAAUGCCACCAGCAGAACCUUCCCUGCCACAAAGCAAAAGUCGGGGAAAGAAGCGGAAAAAGAAAAAGCAUGGUUUUUCAGAUGAAGAGCCUCCACCACCCCCUCCACCUCCUGUGUCACCCCGUAGAACCCGCCAGCGAUCCUCCUCCCGCACAUCAGAGCCAUCGGGCGAGUCUGAAGGAACUCCUCCCCCACCGCCUCCACCUUCUCGAGUGGAAUCAGUCCAUCUUCCAAGUGUUGAUUCCAAACCUGAACCUGAGCUGUCUCUUGCACAGAAAUUGCUAAACAAGGUUAGGGGCCAGAGUUCUGGCACAACAGAUGCGAGUAAAAGUGCUGCUCCUGGAGCAAAGCUGCUGAACUUUGCUUUAGCUUCACCACCUGUAGGAAAAGGUAAAAUUUCUUUCCAAAUCAAACCAACAAAGAAAUCUGUUUUUUCCUCAGAUGAUGGAGAUGAAGAUGAUGAAGAAAGUGGUGAAAGUACUGUGACACCUGUUAGAUUCAAAGUCAAUAAGAAACAGAUGUUCCGACCAGAUGCAGAGGGGCCAUCUGAAGCACAGAAGAUAGCUGUUCAAGCAUAUGUGAAAGGUAAAGGAGGAAUUAAGUUCUGUACAGAAGAUGACGUUGCUAAUAUAAUAAGAUGUGGUUUUAUGUCUGCUGAGGAAAUACAGAAACUGAAGUUAGAGCAGGAGAUGCUAGAGAUUGCCCAAAAGUUAGAAAAACCUUCAGAGGCACCAAAGGCCACUGAACCUGAAAUUAGAAGAUCGAGACGUUUAAGAGAUAGAUCUCCAUCCGAAGAAAGAAGUAGAGAAAAGGAAAAAGAAAAAGAUGGUAGGUCAAGGAGACCAAGAACUGAUAGGUCAUCUUCAAGGGAAAAAGAUCGAGACAGAAGUAGAAGGCGAUCGCAAAGUGAGAAGUCCCCAGUCCGUGAAAAGCAUUCUCACAAUGAGAAGUCCCCAGUCCGUGAAAAGCAUUCUCAUAAUGAGAAGUCCCCAGUCCGUGAAAAGCAUUCUCGUAGUGACAGAUCAACUUCAAGUGAUUGGGAUACGGAAAGAUCCACCAGAAGAAGAAGCAGUCGUUUAUCAUCACAGGAAGAUGAUGUGAAAUCUUUAAGAAGCGUUUCCCCUGAAGAAAAACGAGGUAGGAAAGAGAGGUCUCCUGCUCAUGAACAAGAAAAAAAGAAAUCAGAAUCAGCCACAUAUGUGAAAACUUUAAAGGGAGCUGAGGUUAAACUAAAUUUAGUGAGAUUAGAAGAUAUGGAUGAAAGUGUUAUUUCUCCUGUUAAGAGAGGAAGUGAAAUUAAGAUAUCAAAGCAAGAAGAAGUGGAGACAAGGCAGCAAAACCAGACAAUAUUACCAAUAGCAGAUGACCCACAGUUUCAGAAACAAAGAAAGUCAAUAACUUACAGAUCCCCGUCGUCAGAGAUGGAUGAUGCAGUUGCAGAUGGUGGUGUUCAUCCAAUUGUGGGUAUGUCACCAUCUGAAGCUGUACUGAUUGACUCCACACAUCAGACCGGCAAUACAGUGGUUAAAGCUACAACAGAGAUGGCAGCAGAUUUAACAAAGGACAAAUUGAAGCUAGAAUGUGAUGUUGAGGAGGAGAGAGAUGUAAGGAAAAGACGUCAUCACAGAGAUUCUACAAAAUCUCCUGAAAUUAAGCCACUUCCUAAAAGGUCAAAGUGGGAAGAUUCUCCAGAAAGGCUUCCCAAGGAAUAUGGUAAACAUUCUAGGUUAAGGAGGACAAGUCAGUCACAGGAGGAUGAGAAGAAAGAAAUGUCUACUGAAAUGGAAAGUGAACCAAGCAGAAGACGUUCCAGGAGAGGAAGGUCUAGGUCUGGAGAUAAAGGGACAGCUACUGAAUCUAGCAGGAGAGAGGUAUCGGUGGAGAAAUCAAAGGAUACACAUGAAGGGAAAACAAGGUCGCGAAAGGACAGCUCUGACUCAAAGGAAAAUGACCGGUCAAAACCGCGACGUAAUACCAUUUCACCUGAAAAGUUGAAGGAGAGGCAAACAAGAUCUCAGAAAGACAGGUCAUUGUCUCAGGAUAAGGAUGAAGAAAAUAAGUCUCACUCUGAAGGGAAGGAUAUUAAGAGAAGACAUUCAGGAAGAGACCGAUCUUCGUCUCACGAGAAAGAAGAGAUCACACACAAAACUGCACAAACAAAGAGUCAUAUUUCACCUGACAUUAAAGUUAUUUCCAAAAGUACUGAGGAUAAGGACAAAUUAAAAUCUAAGGAAAAAGAUGUUUCUGAAAUAACCAAAAUGAAGUCAUUGCAUGAUAAUUUGCCAUCAGCUGUCGUCAUUGAAAAUAACCAUAAUAAACUCAAUGAAGAGUACCAAGAGGCAAUUGUCUUUCCAAGUCGGUCAAGGUGGGAUUCACCUGAACGGAUUGAUGAAACGCUCAGGAGCAAAGGUACUGUUGAUAUUGAGGGUUUUGUUCGAUCCAAAUGGGAUUCCCCAGAGAAAACUGAUUUUGAUAGGACGAGAGAUGUGGACAAUUCAAUGAUUGUGUCUGCAAUCAAAGAGAGUGCAGGUCGGUUUGGUGAAACCAUAUCUGACAGUUUGGAUGUUGUUAACAAGGAAAUCAAAACGCCAGUAGAAAUAAACUGGCAGAUGACUCAGGAUGAUUAUGAUUCCAGACCCAGCCGCUCCAAGUGGGAUUCCUCUCCAUCUGAUGAUGAAGUUUUGACCAUUCCAGAAAGAUCUAUGUGGGGAACUCUGCCUAAUGAAGAGCGAGGGGAUGAUAGGCUGUUUGUUAGUAAUCCGUAUUCCGUUCAACAACAUGAAACCAAAUCACACUCAAGGUUUAGCAGAUCACCAUCUCAGGAGAAAUGUUUGUUAUCGCAUAAAAGCAAACAAAGGCAAUCACAAAGUCAGGAAAAACUUCAUAGAAAGGCUGUUUCUCCCUCAAGCAUGAAAGUUGAGAAAAAGUUUACAGACACAAUUGUAACGGAAUCACCUGAUUCAGCAGCAUCAGUUCCCAUCAAAGAGUUUCCAAUAGUUGGCUAUGAGUCAUCUCCAGAUACUUCUCAAGUUAGUGAUCAGCUCCCUGACAUCUCUGAGCCUUCAAAAUCUCUUUCUGAAAAAGAGGUCUGUAAAGUCAGUGCUGCAGCAUCAGAUGCUGUAAUUCAAGUGACCAAAUGUGAAGAGGGUGAGAAAAAGAAGGAGGCCUCGGAAGACAGCAAUCUUGACAAAUGUUCAAAGCAAGAUGAUGAACGACCAAGGGCAAGAGAGGGCAGUUCUGAGUUGACAAAACGAGAUGGCAGUUAUGAAAAACAAGCUUCCAAACGGAGGGAUGGCAGUGAUGAUUCCAGGAGGAGUGCAGAUAGGAGUGGAUCCAGAAAGGAUGAUAGUUCAGAAAAAAGAAAGUCCCGUUGGCAAGAUGAUGGUAAUGAGCAGUCAAAGCACCGGAGACCUGGGGACAGUAAUGAUAGAUCACGGAAAAGAGGUGACAGUUGUGAAAGUCAGCAUUCAAGGCGAAGGGAUGACAGUUCAGAAAGGAGUAGGUCACGGAGGAGACGAGAUGAAAGUUCUGAACGAGGCAAGUCGAGGAGAAGAGAUGAAAGCCAUGACAAAGAUAGACCCUCCAGGAGAAGGGAUGACAGCUCUGAGAGAGACCGGUUGCGUCGAAGAGAAGAGAGUUCAGAACGAAGUAGAAGCAGGAGGGAUAACAGUUCAGAGAGAGAUCAUCGCUCAAGACGUCGUGAUGACAGUGCUGAUAGAUCACGCAGACGUGAUGACAGUGCUGAUAGGUCACGCAGACGUGAUGACAGUGCAGAAAGGUCACGACGACGUGAUGACAGUGCUGAUAGGUCACGACGACGUGAUGACAGUGCAGAAAGGUCACGGCGACGUGAUGACAGUGCUGAUAGGUCCCGGCGACGUGAUGACAGUGCUGAUAGGUCACGACGACGUGAUGACAGUGCAGAUAAGUCACGACGACAUGAUGACAGUGCUGAUAGGUCACGACGACGUGAUGACAGUUGUGACAGAGACCGUAGAAGGCGAGGAAGUAGUAGUGAUAGAAACAGAAGGAGGGAAUCUGAUAGACGGAGAGACUCCAGUAGAGAUCGAUACUCUAGAAGACGAGAUGAUUCUUUAGAGAGGGAGAGGUAUAGGAGAAGGGAGGAUUCAGCUGAUAGAGAGAGAUCAAGAAGGAGAAGAGACUCACCAGACAGAUCUCGGAGGGACAGAGAUAAGAGAGAAACUGACUCAAUGGGGAGAAUGUAUCGAUCAAGAAAAUAUUCUCCUGAAAAGCCGAAAGAGACUUCUGAUCUUAAAACAUCAGUAGAGAAGAAGGAGAUUCCAAAGCCAGCAACAGCUACUGAACAUGUGAUUGAUCUUAAUGAUAUUCCACUACCUGAUAUUCCUCUUCCUAAUGUUCCUGGUUCUAUAGUGGUGGCAACACAGGACACUGUGGAGAUGCCUGUUGUUAGUGCUACUGAUAGCAAGAUGGAACCUGCAAAUUUGAAGCAGGAUAACUACUCCAGUGAUGACAUGGACUUGUGUGAUGAGGAAGAAGAAAAUUCAAUAGAAACACCAGUUGUUAUCCAAAAUGUACUUGUAGAUGAUAAAGGUGGUAAGGUUUCAUCAAGUGCAUGUCUUCCAAAGGUUCAGUCACUGGGAGCAGAAGAUACGAAAGGUUUUCCUAAAUCUGAGUGUUCAAAUCCAGUUAAAACUGAGCAAACAAAAACGGAAAAGAUAAAAUUUUCCCUGAGUUUUGGAAAACCCAAAGUCCUUCCAACAAAGAAGAUUGAAAGUGUUCUUGAUGAUGAAGAAGACACUCAGCGCAAGAGACAAAAGGAAGAGUUUGUCAGUGCAAUGUCAGAAAGUGUACAGACUGAAUCUUUCUUUCCUAAGUUUUCUUCUCUCAAGUUAAACCUGAACCUUCCUACAAAGAAAGAACCCACAAUACCCUUGGACAGCAAAGAUGUUAAAGAUUCUCCAAAGCUGAAAGAUACAAACUCAAGAGUUCCAGAUGAGGUAUUGAACAGAUCAAGAUCUUGUGAAGAAGAAUCUCCUGUUGAUUCGAAUGAAAAAGCUUUAAUAAGUAAACCUGUGAAUGCAGAGAGUCAUAUUUUGGAGAAGAAAUCGAACAUAGAAGUGGCUGAUGACAAUAAAUCCCCAAAUGUAUUUGAAAAAGUUGACAAUGUUUCCACAGUUAUGUUUCCUGGUGUCAAAAGCACUUCACAAGCAGCUCUUGAUAUCUCAGUGAUGUCUACAUCAUUCAAAGUUGUGCCAAAUCAGUCUGAAUCUCAAGAACUGAAUCGUGCAGCAGACAAUGUGCCAAAUAUCCCAACAUCCUCUCUUGAUAAAGGAGUAUCUCAUCUUCUUGUUGACCACUCAGGGCAAACCCAGCAAUACCAACCUGCCUCAGCCCCACAGGUUCAUGAACAGCAGCCUGAAGACUCUGUUAAGUAUUCCCCUAUCCCGGAACCGUCUGUCAAAGACUUCAUGCCUGUUCCAGGACUAAAAGUAGACCUGUCACCCACAGAGAAAGUCCCUUCAGUGUCGUUUGAAAUACAGGAUGUUGUAAGAGAUGAACCCAAAGUUUCAAAGAAUGAAGACAUGCCUGGUGGUGGUGAAGAUACCAACAAGUCAGCUAUGAUUAUGCCUUCAGGAUAUAAAGAUAAUUGCCCUCCACUACAAAGUGAUGCAUCUGAAUUAGUUAUUGAAGACACACAGGCAGAUAUGACAGAAACGGUUCUCAGUUUAAGUAAAGAGGAGAGAAAAGGCAAUGAUACAGACAUAACUGAUACCAGCCUGAAACUGGACAGUGAAGCUAAUUCAGAGGAUGUUUGUCAGUCUGAUAAUAUGCCAGAAUCUAUUGAUAUGAAAACAGCUUAUUGUGAUAGUAGUUCAAAUACAGACUCUACAGAAGAUUCACAUAUGCCUGCUGUCCCCAAGAUGCAUGAAUCAGAGGAAGCUACUUCAAAUGAAGACACAUUAACUCCUGUUCAUAGGGAAGAUAUUGUGCCUCAACAGGGUCACACAGAAGAUCGGGGUGUCAAGUGUUCCUUGACUGAGAAUGUUCAACUGGGCAAUGAAUCCGGAAAGGUUGAGUCAGAAACAUCUACAGAAACACAUGAAACUCAGGCAGAUAAACAGGUGGUUAAGCUUGAGGAAGCAAAGAAGGCAGUACAGGCUGUAACUACUGCAGAGGUGCCAUCAGCUGGCACUCCUGCUGAGUCUCAUAUAGAAGAGUCUAAGGUCCAGCCAAGAAGAAGCAGACGCCUUAAUGCUAACAAGACUGUACUAGAAGAAGAACCAAGCAAGAGAACUGGAAAUCAGAAAGUUGUGACAGUUGAAAAACAAAAGUCUGAGCCAGUUGAGGUAGACGAACCAACUGCUGAGGCAGAAUCAGAAUCAUCAGCACCUCAACGUAGACGUAGUGGCCGCCUUCAGAAGAAACAAGUAGAAAUCCCAUCAGAGUCAGAACUGAAGCCAAAGGGUAAAGGAGGAAAGGCUGGGAAAAGUGAUAAAGGUGGAAAGAAGGGGAAAACUGCUAAAGUUGAAGAAGAAAAGGCAGAUGUACCUGAGAUGAGUGAUCUUGUUCAACAAGAUGUUGGUGAGAAAGAAUCUUCUACACUGGAGUCUACCAAGGAGGAAUACAUACAGAUUGUUGAAAGGGUUCCACAGCUUCCACAACUCCCAGAAAGGGUUGUCCAUACAACUGAGGUGAAAGCUUUGAGUAUCAAAGAGACAAUAAUGAAUAAGUUGCAGGAAGAGAAAGAAAAGUCAGAAAAAGAAGAAAAGGAAAGGAGGGAGCUUGAAGCAAAGCAGAGAGAAAUUGAGUUGAGGAAACAGAGAGAGGAAAGGGAGAGGAUAGAACAGGAGGAAAGAAGAGAGAAGGAAGAAAGAGACAGGGAAGAAAGAGACAGGAAGGAUAGAGAAAGACGUGAAAGAGAUAGGGAACGAAGAGAAAGAGAGGACCGUGAUAGACGAGACAGAAGACGACGAUAUGAUGAUGAUCGUAGCCACAGAGAUAGAGAUCGUGACAGAGACAGGGACCGUGACAGGGAUCGGGAUCGGGAUCGUGAUCGUGAUAGAGAUAGGGACAGGGAGAGGGAUAGAGACCGUGAUCGGGACAGGGAUCGGGAUCGGGAUCGGGAUAGAGAUGACAGGAGGAGGAGAGAUCGAGAUGACCGUAGUCGUAGAGAUGACUACAGGUCUAGAGACAGGGAUGACAGGGAUAGAGAACGCUCCUACAGGGAUGGACGGUCAAGGAGAAGAUAUGAUGAUGAUUAUGACAGAGACAGCAGAUCUCGAUCCCCAGAUGACAGAAGAAGUGAAAGGGGCCGGAGAGAUGAUAAGUCUGAAACUGAUUAUAAGUCAGAUGAUUCGUCAAUGGCAGCUUCUCAGGGAUUUCUGCCAAGCUCAGGAGAUUCUUCUAGUCCAAUAAAACCAGAAAAAGUGAAGUCACGUUGGAGGAGAACCAGUGAAGCUGAGCGUAUGGCUGAAACUAUAACUCCAAUGAAAAGUCUUAAAGACCCCACGGCCUAUACAGUCAAGGCCUUAGACUUUGAUCCAGCAGCAUUCCCACGAUCUUCAUCUGCAAAACAUGGCGACUUGUCUAAACUCCAUCAUGAACCUCAUCCAGAUAUGUAUCCAUCUCUUAAAGGUCUUUACCGACCCUCAGGGCAAUCUCAGUAUCCAGGAGCAGCAGAACUGCUUGCCACCUUUGCUGGACCACCUAGUUCUACCUCAGCUAUUGCAGCUCAAGUUUCUGCUCCUCCUCCCCAGGAGGUCUACCCACCAGCAUCAGGCCCUGUCACAACAUUCCAACAGGACCAAGGUUUUCCAUCCAGCUGGCCUUCACCACCACCACCACAUGGUGCUCAACCACCUUCAGGGCAUGUUCCUGUCCCUGGGAUUCCACCUCCGACAGUCCACCCUUCUUUGGUUCAUGGGGUGCCACCACCCAUUCAUGGCAUACCACCCCCACUAGGCAUUCAACCACCCCCAGUUCAAGGCAUCCACCCUCCUCCAUUGCAUGGCAUUCUACCACCUCCAGUUCAAGGUGUUCAGCCAGCUCCUCCUGUUCAAGGUGUUCAUCCAGCUCCUGUUCAAGGCAUUCCUCCCAUACAUAGUAUUCAGCCACCUCCUGUGAAUAGUAUACCUCUGCCUGACAUCUCAACACCCUCAGGUCCACCCCCAAGUCACUUGUCAGCCCACAUCCCCCUACCAGUGGGUAGAAAACCACCUCAAUUGCCUGUGCAGCCACCACCAGAAUUUACUUUAGAACCUCAUGCUUUAAUGCAAAACAGUCCCAUUCAGGCUGGAGGGAUGGAAGCUGCAUAUCCAGCUCCUGUUCCUGAACCAGAACAAGAGGAUUCAUUCUUGCUACCUCCUACUAAGGCAGCAGAAGGUCCUGUACCAGGCGAAUCCUUUGUUUCACCAAACCUAGCCUCAAGGGUUCUUGUAGCAGUCAACACCUCCACAGUCCCUUCAAAUGACUCAGGGAAAAUUAAAUGUGAAAUAGAUGUGAGUGAGGACAAUUUCAACCAGAAUGCAUUGUUGUCUGAUAACGUAUGUGUUGAAGAGAAGCCAUCAACUGUGGAUAAAGUGUCAGGGUUUGAAGCUGAAUCCACAUCAGUUUUGUUGGAGACAGUUGUGAUGCCACGAGAAGAGCCUACAAAAGAGCUUGAAGAAGCUGUGGAGAAGCAGAAAUCAGAGGAGGUGAAGGAGGAAUCAGAAACAUACCCCUUCUUCGAGCAGGUAGAAGAGAACAUCUACCUCACUGAAAGGCGGAAAUCCAAGAGUAUGAAGCGGAUGGUGUGCGAUUGUACCACUUCACGAGAGGACCGAGAGAUGGGAUAUGAUGCUUGUGGAGAGGACUGUUUAAACAGGAUGCUUCUCAUAGAAUGUGGCUCCCGCUGUGCCUGUGUUGAAUAUUGUGACAACAAGAGGUUCCAAAGGAAAAGCUAUGCCGAUGUUGAUCCCUUCAACACAAAAAGUAAAGGCUGGGGCCUCAAAGCCAAUUCAAAACUGGAACCGAGCACUUUUGUGAUGGAGUAUGUGGGUGAAGUCCUGGACUAUCGCCAGUUCAAGAACCGCACCAAACAGUACGCUAAGAACAGCACCACCCACUUUUACUUCAUGGCCCUGAAUGCAGAUGAGGUCAUCGACGCCACGUACAAGGGCAACAUCUCCAGGUUCAUCAACCACAGCUGUGAUCCCAACUGUGAGACACAGAAGUGGACGGUGAAUGGUGAGCUGAGGAUCGGGUUCUUCACUAGAAGGGCGAUAGCAGCAGAUGAGGAGCUGACUUUUGACUACCAGUUUGAGAGAUACGGUGAGAAUGCACAGAAGUGUUACUGUGGGUCUGAGAAUUGCCGAGGGUUCAUCGGAGCCACCAAGGCAACCCCAGUGAAGAAGAAGAAGGACAAAGUUGUUGACAAGAAGAAGAAGGAACUGUUUGAAGAUGAAUCGUUGGAGGAAGAGUUGGAGCGCAUGCAGCAGCAGGGCCUGAAGAACAAGGACCAUGUCCUGUCCCUGUGUCGGCUCAUGGUCAAGGUGGAGGAGUGCGAGCAUCGCAAGGUCAUCCUCAGGAUACUCCAGGACACCCAGGAGCCAGCAUGUCUGAGACUGUUCCUUGACUACCAUGGCUUGCCUCUGCUGUGGAGCUGGAUGGCUGACUCAUCUCAGGAGGAUGAGGAACUCAAGUUCCUGAUAUUGUUCACAUUGAAGCUGCUGCCCAUUAACAAUAAAACAGUUUUGAAAGACAGCAAGAUUUUAACUGUUGUGAGUCAGCUAGCAGAGUUGGAGUCGACCCCAGUGAAGUCUGAGGCAGACUCAAACACCAACAGUGAUGUUCCCCCUCUGCCCUCCACUACCUCAACACCUGUGUCUAUAUUGGCAUCCAGCAAAGAUAGCAAGGACAAGCACAAGAAAAAGAGAGUGACUUUUGCUGAUGAAGCUACCAGUUCAGAUAGUGACAUCUCUGAUUCCAGCAAGAUCACUUCCACUCAGCCAGAGUCUUCAGCAUCCGAGCCUGGGUCUGAUUCUUCGGGAGCAACUGGAAGUUUCUCAGACAUUUCCUUCAAAGAAAUAGCAUAUUCAGAAGGGUAUGUGGACUUUUCAACUGAAGGUAAAGAAGCAGGUGAGGAAAGUGAAAAAGCAAAAACUGUGUGUACUCUGCAAGAUGCUGAAGCAAGAGGGGAGGAGGAGGGCGCUGUGAUUGAUUCUGCAGAUAGUUCUCAGGGAAGAGAUGAGAAGGACAAAGUCAAUAUCUCUGUUGAGGCAGAGAGCAGUGCUACAGACAUAUCGGAUAAAACGAUGGAAGCUGAGGAAGCAAAAGGAGAGACUAAGGGAGAUGAUGAAAAAGAGUCUGAUUCUUUGGAGAGUGAUAGGAAAGACAUUGUUAUUAGUCCCAGCGAAGACAACAGCAAAUCAAGCACAGACAGUGACAGCUCAUCAAAGUCAAGCACUGACAGUGACAGCAAAAUCCAGGAUGAUGCAUCAUCCAUCAAAAUUGAGGUAGCAGAGAUCCAUCAUGAGGCAGCUGAAACCCAAAACGAGGCAGCUCAGACCAAGAGUGAGGCAGUUGAAACCCAGAAUGAGGCAGCUGACACCCAGAGUGAGGUAGUGCAGGCCCAAAGUGAGGCAGCAGAGAUUCAGAGUGAGGCACUUGAGGGAGAUGAUAAGAAAAGUCUGUCUGUCCUGGCCAUAGAGCUUUUGGAACAGUGGAGUGGCCUGAAGGAGCUUUUUAAGAUUCCUAAGAAGGAGAGAGAUGAGGAGAGGAAGAGGACAGAAAAGGAGCUAGAUGUCCAGUAUACUGAGCGAUCCAAUAGAAAAUCAGGGCCGCCCUCUAAACGUAAGCGGAGGCGAGAUGACACAUCAAGCCCCUACAGGAGCAGGAAGCCCUUGCUGCCAACUCCCCCAGAGAUGACCAAAGAGGAGAGGCGCCAGCUGUUUGAAGCCCAGGUCCGGGCUCAGGAUGAGAUGAAUGCUGAGAUACGGAGACAGCAGGAAGAGUACUUGCAAGCUAGAUAUGCAGAGAAUCCCAACUAUGACCCAAGAUAUGACCCUAACCUGGCUCAGUAUUAUCAGCAGGAGCAAGACCCUGGCUUCACCCAACAAGACCCAACUUUCCCACUGGAUCCCAGCUUUCAGUAUACCCAAGAUCCCUCUAUGCCACCAGGUAGUGUUACCAAGACAACACCUCCAGCAGGUCAUAUGGCCGACCUUGACGCUGGGUCCAGCCAAGCAGGUCAUUACCCCGGGAUGGAGGGGAUGGCGUCUGUACUGAACUACUCCAACAUGAUGGACCCCAGCCAGGCCCAGCAGUAUGUAGAUCCACAUCAGCCCCAGAUGGUGUAUCAGCAGCAGCAACAGCAGCAGCAGUACCAGGCUGCGGCUGGUGUGCUUGCCCAGUCCACUGUGGCUCCUGUCACCGACCAAAGCAUCCAGGCCCAGCAGGUCAUCUACACGCACACACCCAGCUCAGCUGUGCAGCCAAGCAUUGUGCCAGUGGCAGAUCCUACCGUGGUGGCACAGCAGGUGCAGCAGCUACAACAGUUGAUCAGUCUCCAGCAGAACCUGGUUUCACUGGCUCAGCCCCAGAAGGAUGAAGAAGAACCUCCACCACCUCCAUCCAAGAACAGCUCUGGCCUGCCUCCACUUUGGAAGUCAGCCACUGACAAGGAGGGCAAUGUCUACUACUACCAUUCAAAAACAAAACAAACCCAGUGGGACCCGCCAACAUGGGAUCAAGUGCCUGAGGAUAACAUGGAAGUGGACUCUCCUGCAGAUAAAGAACCUGAAGUGAAGACCUCCAAGAAGAAGACAACCACAGCAGCAGCUGACACGUCCAGUGAGGUUGCCAAGAAGAUCAAAGACCAGUUCAGACAAAAGAUGUCACAGCUGAUUGUGAGCUGCCUCAACCCUUACCGCAAGCCUGACUGUAAGGCAGGAAGAAUCUGCUCCACUGAUGACUUCAAGCACCUGGCCAGGAAGCUGACACAUCACGUGAUGGCCAAAGAGCUGAAACAUUGUCGUCAUGUGGAAGACCUUGAAGUCAAUGAGAAUGUCAAAGCCAAGGCAAAAGACUACAUAAAAAAAUACAUGGACCGAUUUCCAUCUGCCUAUAAGAAAGAUGAUGACUCUGAAUAUUGUACUUAAACUUGCUAGAACAUCUAGCUGUGUUAGGUUGCCAAUGUACAUAUUGUGUUGUUGAUGUAUAUAUUAUGUGGAGAGCCCUGUCAUCAUCUGUUAUUGUAUAUAUCGUGUGUAGCCCUGUGUUCAACUGUUGAUAUAUGCUUUGUGUCUUGCCCUCAAUUCAUCUGUCAUUGUUUAUACCAUAGAUGCAUGGAAGGUACAGUGUGGGUGGGAAUGUCUGUGUGGGUGUGUGUUUGCAAAUCUGGGCAGUGUAUAUACAAUAUCAUCAUGAAUCAGAAAGUGGUUAUCUGACAUCAUCCAGGGAUACAUAGUGUUUUAGCUGAUUUUGCAGUUUCAGUUGAAUGUAUCUAUCCUAUUUGAAAAAGUGAAGUCAUAUGACCUACUUUACUGAAGCAGCUAUCAAUACUAUCUCAGAGUUUGAAAUACAUUAGGAUUCUGAUACCUACAAACAUCCCUUUGACUUCAGUCCUGAAGUAAGGAAGAAUAGAUAAAAAUGGCAAAGAACUAUUGGGGAUUUUUUUUAUGGUCAAUCUGUUAAGAUUUUAAUAAAUGAACUAGUUCAGUUACAUUUUAAUAUAUGAUUGUAUUACAGAUUUUAAUGGAUGUAAUGAGUUAGGAAAUAUUUUAGAUGAAAGUUUUACUUGUUAUGUUUUGAUAAUAGCUUUUAUAUUUCAUUGUUUAUUUAAAUUCUGUGUAUGUUCUGUUUGAAACAACAAGGGUUUUUGUUUGUGAGACUAUCAAUAAUGACCUCAAACAAACACAAUUUGAAUACAAUUCUCUAACAUUUCAGGAGAAGAAAUGUACAACAGGUACAGUUUAAUCCUCUGAAGUUACAUAAUUGUAUUACUGUAGCCCAGUUCACUAACUGGAUUCAUAGAAGAAAUGUUCUGAGAAUAACCUAUAAUUGUAAAUUUAAGUUCCCCAUAUGUUCUUCAAAGAUUACCAUCAUUCGCAGUUACAAUAUUAUUUCACUUUCUAAGAAUAGAGCAAAAUCUGCUUUCACUUUCUCAUCCCACUUGGUCCAAAUCACCAACUUUAAUGCUGGUUUUAAGUUUUUGUUGGAGAACAAUUUAUGUUAAAAUCUUCAAUGGAUUAUUUUACCUUAUGUACAUACCAGCUUCUAACAGUAAUUUUGUGACAUAAAACGAGAUAUUCAUGUAAAAGCUGGAAAUGGGUACAACACAACUGAUUUGCUACUAUGAUUUUGUUGGGAACACGUGCAAAUAUGGUGAUCAGUCCCCAUAUGGAACAUGGUCCUGUGUGCCUAAUGACUCUUGUCAGUGUUUCUUUCGCUUGUGUGUAAGCAGAUGGGGAGCAUCUACCAUUUAGCAGUCAGUCUGUCUCCAUGUUGUGUUGCGCACAAGGUAUAAUAGCAUGCCGUACAUCUUUCAUGUGCAAUACAUUCAACUCAUUUCAUUUAGAAGGGAUAAUUGAGUUUUGUACAAUAUUCAGAUGAACUGUAUAUUUUACUAUUUUGUGAUAAUAAAUGCAAACAAAGUU
This is a messenger RNA of Haliotis rubra (blacklip abalone), 14247 nucleotides long. RefSeq names its product titin homolog. The record is from RefSeq and is a predicted model, not a curated record. The transcript is spliced from 22 exons. The coding region runs from base 325 to 12750 and encodes 4141 amino acids. Gene Ontology annotation, biological process: regulation of DNA-templated transcription. Gene Ontology annotation, cellular component: chromosome; nucleus. Gene Ontology annotation, molecular function: histone H3K36 methyltransferase activity; protein binding. NCBI's taxonomy places the organism in Eukaryota, Metazoa, Mollusca, Gastropoda, Lepetellida, Haliotidae.